ACUGUGAACUGUUACCUCAUAGACAAUAAUGGGUUUAUUCUGGUGUCUGAAGACUACACACAGACUGGAGACUUUUUUGGUGAGGUGGAGGGAGCUGUGAUGAACAAACUGUUAACAAUGGGCUCCUUUAAAAGAAUUACCCUUUAUGACUAUCAAGCCAUGUGCAGGGCCAACAAGGACAGCAGUGACGGCGCCAGAGGGCUAUUGGAUCCUUAUAAUGCCUUCCUUGCUGCAGUAAAAUGGAUAAUGACAGAACUUGUCUUGUUCCUGGUGGAAUUUAACCUCUGCAGUUGGUGGCACUCAGAUAUGACAGCUAAAGCCCAGAAAUUGAAACAGACCCUGGAACCUUGUGAUACUGAAUAUCCAGCAUUUGUCUCUGAGCGCACCAUCAAGGAAACCUCAGGGAACAUUGCUUGUGAAGACUGCUCCAAGUCCUUUGUCAUCCAGCAAAUUCCAAGCAGCAAUCUGUUCAUGGUGGUGGUGGACAGCAGCUGCCUGUGUGAGUCUGUGACCCCCAUUACCAUGGCGCCCAUUGAAAUCAGGUAUAACGAAUCCCUUAAGUGUGAACGUUUAAAGGCCCAGAAGAUCAGAAGGCGUCCGGAGUCUUGUCAUGGCUUCCAUCCUGAGGAGAAUGCAAGGGAGUGUGGAGGUGCGCCCAGUCUGCAGGCCAAGAUGGUCCUUAUCCUCUUCCCACUGCUCUUGAUGCUCUUCUCAAGGUGACACUGACUGAGAUGUUCUCUUGGCAUGCUAAAUUAUGGAUAAACUGUGAACCAAAAUAUGGUGCGACAUAGGAGACAUGAAAUGUAGUCCAACCAUCAGCAUCUCAUGAUUUUAAACUGUGCGUGAUAUAAACUCUUAAAGAUAUGUUGACAAAAAAAGUUAUCUUUUUACUUUGCCAGUCAUGCAAAUGUGAGUUUGCUACAUGAUAAUCACCCUUCAUCAGAAAUGGGACUGCGAGUGGGCAGUGUCCCUUCUGCUUGAAACCCAUUGAAACCAAUUUAAAACUGUGUACUUUUUAAAUAAAGUAUAUUAAAAUCAUCA
Leptonychotes weddellii (Weddell seal) is the source of this 1041-nucleotide messenger RNA. The record is from RefSeq and is a predicted model, not a curated record. NCBI's taxonomy places the organism in Eukaryota, Metazoa, Chordata, Mammalia, Carnivora, Phocidae.